CGGUUGGGAUCUCAUCCUGACGCCCCGGGGAUUUCAGAGGAACAUGCAAAACCAGCCUCCUUGCCAACUCAGCGAUUCGCUUUCACUUCGUAUUCAGUUGUCUUUCUAGAAUUCUUACAGUUGCAUCAAAGCCAUCUAUUAAUGUAUAUGGUGUCCGUUGGGUUUCUUUUAAAAACGAGGAAGUGUGAGGCAAGGGGAAAAUGAUGAAAUAAUGUAGCUUGUCAGCUUUUUUAGUUUUUGUGGACUGGAAGAUACGCCCGCGCGUGUUUGUAUUUAGGAACCCUAGUUUGAUUAGGUUACGGCAGAGAGGACAACGCCUAAUGUUGACCUGCAAGAUGACGAGUAGUGAUUUGGAAAUACACGCAGUAGGUCUGAGUCGUGAGAGGAGCAAAGUUUUAGAAAGGUCCACUUAAGCAAAGUGAAGAACUUGACAGUGAUAACGUUCUUAGUUUUGUAGGGUCAGCUUUUGAAAUACUUCAAUCAUGACGAAAAGAGAAGCAGAGGAGCUGAUAGAAAUUGAGAUUGAUGGAACAGAGAAACCAGAGUGCACAGAAGAAAGCAUUGUUGAACAAACCUACACUCCAGCUGAAUGUGUAAGCCAGGCCAUAGACAUCAAUGAGCCAAUAGGCAAUUUAAAGAAACUACUAGAACCAAGACUGCAGUGUUCUUUGGAUGCUCAUGAAAUUUGCCUGCAAGAUAUCCAGCUGGAUCCGGAACGAAGUUUAUUUGACCAAGGAGUAAAGACAGACGGAACUGUACAGCUUAGUGUACAGGUAAUUUCUUACCAAGGAAUUGAACCAAAGCUAAACAUCCUGGAAAUCGUUAAACCUGCGGAAACAGUUGAAGUAGUUAUUGAUCCAGAUGCCCACCAUGCGGAAGCAGAAGCACAUCUUGUCGAGGAAGCUCAAGUGAUCACUCUCGACGGCACAAAGCACAUUACAGCCAUUUCAGAUGAAACCUCGGAACAAGUGACCAGAUGGGCUGCUGCUCUGGAAGGUUAUAGGAAAGAGCAAGAGCGUCUUGGGAUACCCUAUGAUCCCAUACAGUGGUCCACAGACCAAGUCCUGCAUUGGGUGGUUUGGGUAAUGAAGGAAUUCAGCAUGACCGAUAUAGACCUCACUACGCUGAAUAUUUCCGGAAGAGAACUCUGUAGUCUCAACCAAGAAGAUUUUUUUCAGCGGGUUCCUCGGGGAGAAAUUCUCUGGAGUCAUCUGGAACUUCUUCGAAAAUAUGUAUUGGCAAGCCAAGAACAACAGAUGAAUGAAAUAGUUACAAUUGAUCAACCUGUGCAAAUUAUUCCAGCAUCAGUGCAGUCUGCUACACCAACAGCCAUUAAAGCUAUAAAUAGUAGUGCAAAGGCAGCUAAAGUACAAAGAGCUCCAAGGAUUUCAGGAGAAGAUAGAAGUUCACCUGGGAACAGAACAGGAAACAACGGCCAAAUCCAACUGUGGCAGUUUUUGCUAGAACUACUUACUGACAAGGAUGCUCGAGACUGCAUUUCUUGGGUUGGUGAUGAAGGAGAAUUUAAGCUAAAUCAGCCCGAACUGGUUGCACAAAAAUGGGGACAACGUAAAAAUAAACCUACAAUGAACUAUGAGAAACUUAGUCGUGCAUUAAGGUAUUAUUAUGAUGGGGACAUGAUUUGUAAAGUUCAAGGCAAGAGAUUUGUAUACAAGUUUGUCUGUGACUUGAAGACUCUUAUUGGAUACAGUGCAGCAGAGUUGAACCGUUUGGUCACAGAAUGUGAACAGAAGAAACUUGCGAAGAUGCAACUCCAUGGAAUUGCCCAGCCAGUCACAGCAGUAGCCCUGGCUACUGCGUCUCUGCAAACAGAAAAGGAUAAUUGAGCCCAGGACCUUUUGGGAGUCCAAGGUCUUUCUUAAAUGUUAGAGCAAGUAUUGCUCUUACCUUUAUUACUGAAUUUGAAUCUUCUUUUAUUUCUAGACUGUACAAUCUGUUGCAUGAUUUUUUUAUAAAUAUUUCAUACUCUUGUGAAUUUGGAUCUUUUUACUUUGAGCAUAUAUUUUAGAAAAUAUGUAUGUUAAACGAUCACCACAAUGUCUUUAGGCAGGUUCAUUGUGGGAUAGUUUGUUAACAGUCAAGAAAGCUAAACUGGUCAGUAUUAAUGUCUAGCCCAACCAAAAAUAGCCAGUAGCUAUUGAUGAAAAAUAAAUGAAAGUAUCUCCAGGAAACAGUCUGGCUUAACUAUUUUUGAAAAUAUAACUGUUUCCCCUCUCUGCUGCUUUAGAUGUUGCUUUUACAUAGAACCAGAAAAUGGAAUUUUUCACAGCUGAAGCAUGUAUGCCUGUUUCAUCUAAUCAAGCAGAGCUAAAAUAGUCAUAUCAAAUAAAAUUAUAAUAUUGAUAAAUUACUGAACUAAGAACAUCACGUUAUUAAAGUAAUUUAUAUAUUUGCAAGCAAAGGACAGUAAAAAGACUGGCAGAGGAACAGUGCUGAAGAAAGAGAUCCAGGUUUAAAUCUGGCUUUACUCAAGCCAAUUUUAAGAAUUUACUGUAUAGCUAUUUCAUAAUGUCAGGCCAAGAGUUUAAGUUAUUAUAAGAGAGGCAUUAAAUUCUAAUAAACCAACUAUUACAAAAAUUCUCAAAUGAUCUCUGCUUUCCCUAUCAGAGAUCUAAAAAACUGAAAAAGUAUACCUCAACCCAAAAAUAAAAGUUUGGUUUAGUUUGGUUUGGUAUGGCUUUUUUUUUUUUUUUUAAUUACCCUGUAGUGCUGGUUUAUUAUACAAAGCAGCUUAUAUAGUCCUGGGUUUCUGAUGAAGUGAAGACUUUAAAUCAGUCAGUAGUACUUUACCUUUCAAGACAUUAGUAAAUUACUUGCAAAUAGUUUUAAAAGGAAGUUUUGAACUCCAGUGUAGGCAGACUUUUCUUAAAACAAAAUUUCCCAUGUAUUUAAUUUUUUCCUUUGAAUAUUAUAUAUGAGUGUACAGAUAUCUAUAUGUCCAGUUGACCAUCUUAUAUAUAUAUACAUGUACACACAUAUAAAUGAAGACAUAAUAUUCAAAGCAAAGAUACUUCAAAAGGUGAUAACUCAAAAAAAAAGGUGAUAACUCAUUUAAAAAAUUCUUUAAAAAUUAAAUAAUUCUUACAUAUGUAAAACUGUUUACUUAACACAAGCCAAUACGAAACAGAAAUGGCUAGAAAUGUCUUUCUUUUUUUCUUGCUUGCUGUGCUUGGUUUCCUUGCUUUUUUUCUUUUUGUUUUAAGAUAUUAUGCACGAAUCAUGAUAUGAGAUACUGGCAAAUAAUCCUCUUAUAGCAGAAGAUUGAUUCUCAAAUAUUACUUUAUGUACCUUCUCCCUCAUCAUCGCCUUUAAAUCCAUCCCUCUAAACAGCCUAAUAAGAGCUCAGUACUUCUGACUAACUAGGAGGAAAGUGCCGUGCUAAUGCGGUCAGAGAGGCGCUGCUAGCAGUGGCUGCCGCUAGUGCUAACUGGUGGUUUGGAGAGAGCCAUAGGGCAGGGGUCUCAGGGGCAACGCGUAGAGGAAGGCGUCGGUGACCUGCUUUUCUGGGAACCUCAGAUCAUACUACGAAGUGUUCUGCUGUCGGACUGCAACGUGUAAUGUCACGUCAUUCAUAUUUUUAUUGUGUCUAAGUCCUCUAAGACCCUGCAGUAGAAUCUAAAAAGAAUAAAAUUUGUAAUUUCCAUUUUUACCUUUUUAUAAACACAUACAGAAUAGACUGACAAAUUAUUAGUUUAAUUUGGAUGCUGUGAUUGCAAGAAUAUCUGAAUAGAAUAGCAAUAUGAAAUAAUAUAUAGAAGCUCUAGUUCAGAUAACAGAUAGCUAAAAAGAAGGUUUGCACCGUCCUCUGACGGCCUGGGAAGUUGACAAGUCACUUACAGUUUUAAAAUAAUAAUAAUAAAGUUUACUCUUCUGGUAUGUUAUCAAGAGCUUAAAAAUAUUGACUUUUUGAUUUAAAAUGCUUUGGGGGAGACAUGUUAAAGUUUUAGCGAAGAUGACAGAUUUCCAUUAUGUCUCAACUGUAUGUAUAUAUAUUUUUAAGACAAGGAACACCCAUAUUUCUUCUAGAUCCCUAAAAUCAAACUAUUAUUUCUUUUUUCCUUAUGUGUUCCUCAGAUACUUUUUUUUUUUUUUAAAACCACAUUCUAUCCAUUUUCUUCCUUUGCAGUUUUUAUUUUAUUCCUCAUUAUCAUUUGAACAGAGACAGUUCUCAUACAUGAUCAGGUGCUGUUUCUUUUUUCUUCUUUGCCUCUCACCAUUGUUUUCUGCACCAUAGCAUAAGUAAUGAGACUAAUUUCCCCAGUUGACUCAAGAAACUUCUGUUACUUUGUCUCAACUUAUAAAUAAACUAUUUCCAUUGUCCUUAUUGAGGUUGCAGUUAUCAGAAGCCAAGUAGUCUUUUCUUUUGUUGAAAGAUAACUUGUGUUCUGAAAGAAAAUAUAAAAUAAUUUGCUCUGCUUUUAUGAAUGAAAUUUCCAUAGAAGAAUUUACAAUAUAUUCAAAAGGGAGAAAGAUAAAAUUAUUGGCCAUCUUCCAUACCAUGUAAGUACAAAAAUAAUGAAGUGUGUUCAGUUUUGUUUUAAAACUUUUUUUCCACAUGAGAUUCUCAUUGAGCCAACUUUCAUACAUAUCUUGCUGACCUUAAGUUUAGAAAUUUGUGUUGGCAUCAGAAAAUCAAACAAAUUAGGCAGAACUGCUCUGUGGUUGAUUGUCACAUGAAUUGACUCAUCACAUUUAUUUUUGUGUCAGUCUGUGUCAGUUAAUUAGGAAAAAUUGUUUAGUUGUUUUUCUCCCCUGAAUAAAUGGUGAAAUUCAACUAUGAUAUUUCUUUAAAGGAUUGUGCCUCCGAAUAUUUUUGGUGAGGUCUGCUGUUUUACAUAUUCAUCAUUUUAUGCUACUGCCUUUUAAAAAGAACUAAUGUAUCUUUGAAAUAGCACAAAAAUGUUUUAAAAUUCAUAAUUUCAAAACAACAUGUGACUAACUUAAUGUCUUCAUAUCUAGAGGGUAUAAAAAUAUUGAUAUUUCAGUGAUAUUUCACUUGCUGCCAGAAAAAAAUAUUCUCAGUCUUUUGUAAGAGGGAAGAGGAUUUUUGCAUACAUUUUUACUCUUUAAAUAAAGACACUUGUACUGUCAUAACAACAAUUAUGUAUUUCUUUGUGGCUUUUUUUUUGUAAUUUUACAUAAGACAGUUAUUUUCUAUUUUUACUCAGAUAAAAAAAUAUUUGUGCAUAAAAUGUAAAAAUAGUAAAAUGAGAAAAAUAAAACUAUUAUACAGUA
Molecule: messenger RNA, 5256 nt
Organism: Balaenoptera acutorostrata (minke whale)
Lineage: Eukaryota; Metazoa; Chordata; Mammalia; Artiodactyla; Balaenopteridae
Gene: GABPA
Product: GA binding protein transcription factor subunit alpha
Exons: 10
Coding region: 483-1847 (454 amino acids)
Biological process (GO): regulation of transcription by RNA polymerase II; cell differentiation
Cellular component (GO): nucleus
Molecular function (GO): DNA-binding transcription factor activity, RNA polymerase II-specific; sequence-specific DNA binding
Source: RefSeq, a predicted model, not a curated record